Messenger RNA from Colletotrichum truncatum, 1461 nucleotides. RefSeq names its product DUF895 domain membrane protein. NCBI's taxonomy places the organism in Eukaryota, Fungi, Ascomycota, Sordariomycetes, Glomerellales, Glomerellaceae. The record is from RefSeq and is a predicted model, not a curated record.
AUGGCUGAAGAAACAUCAAAGACUCCGGCUUCGGAGGUCCAAGACCAUGCCCCGGUCGAUGGGCCGGUGAAGAAGCAGUGGUAUCACUCUACUCUCUUCAAUGCGUUUGUGAUUGGAGGAGUUGGUUUUAUGGCCCCUGGCCUCUGGAAUGCCAUGAACGCACUUGGGGCAGGUGGUGCUCAGGAGCCGUUCCUUGUCAAUGCCGCCAACGCCCUUGUGUUCGGUCUUAUGGGAUUCCUCUGUCUGUUCGGAGGUCCCAUUGCCAACCGCAUCGGUCUAGCCUGGACCCUUCUCCUCGGCGCUGCUGGCUAUCCCCUUUACUCUGCCGGACUUUAUUGCAAUAACCGUUACGGCAAUGUCUGGUUCGUUCUUGUUGGUGCUGCCGCUUGCGGUAUCUCGGCCGGUCUGUUCUGGGCUUCAGAGGGUGCCGUUGCUUUGGGAUACCCCGAGCCGUCCAAGAGAGGAAAAUACAUGAAUAUCUGGUUAUUUAUGAGGACAGGGGGGCCGUUGAUGGGUGGUGCAAUCGUCCUGGCUUUGAAUAACGAUGCCAACGCAAAGAAAAAGGGCAAGGUUGGGUAUGAGACAUACUUGGUCUUCAUUGCGCUGCAGUGUCUCAGUGUGCCUAUUGCGCUCCUUCUUUCCCCACCCGAGAAAGUUCAAAGAUCCGAUGGCAGCAAGGUCAUUAUCAAGGCCGAAAAGUCCUUCUCUGCGGAAUUCAGAGAGCUGUUCCGCAUCUCCAUGAGAAAGGAUAUCCUCCUGCUUCUCCCCAUCUUUUGGGCAGCAUACUUCAACCAGUACAGCGGAAACUUCCAAGCAUACUACUUUGGCGUCCGUGCACGUGCACUUAUUGGAUUUGUUAGCAACUUCGGUACCCUUCUUUCUUCCCAGCUCAUCAGCAUGUUGCUUGAUUACAAGGGUUUCAGCGUCAAGAAGCGCAUCAACAUUGGCUUCUACUACGUUGUCGUAUGGCACAUCAUCGCCUGGGUAUACGGAUGGGUUAUUCAGGAGAAGUACACCCGUAACCCUCCCUCUUACGACUGGGAGGAUAAGGGUUUUACUGAGGGUUUCUUUGUGUUGCUUCUGUGGGAUUUUGCGAGACAGUCUUUGCAGAACUGGCUGUACUACCUCCUCGCCACGAAGACCGACAACAUCUCCGAGCUUGCUCGCUUUUCUGGUGUUCUGCGUGGACAGGAGAGUUUCGCUCAGGCAGUCUCCUUCGGAUUGAACACACGGAAAUGGAAAGGAGGACGUGUGCCUCUGGCCGUCAACACGAUUCUUCUUGGUCUUGCUGUCUACCCCACAUGGCUGGUCGUCAGAGAUCAUGUCCCUGUUGAGACGGAUAAGGUUGCGACUAUUGAGGAGGGGUCUCAGGGAGAGCCCGCAGAGACGAGGCUAUCUGCAGAGGAGAAGAGAGACUUUGCCGUUGGCCAAACCGGCAUUGGAAGAGAUGCGAAAAUGUAG